GCGGUCGAUCCGCCGAUCGAUCAGUCAUUUGAAAUUCAUCGUUGAUGUGUGUUGUCUACUGUGUCCAGAAUGAGUGUGCUACGUUUCGCUGAAGAUUUCUCGCGAUUAGUCAUGAGUUAUAUGAAAGAGAAUUUAAAUUUAAAAAAAAGUAAACCAAACAAUGUUAUUGUGCCCUUGACUAAUGAACAAAUAGCGUAUACCGUACAUCAUGUGCUUCGCGCACUUGGGAUAAAGGAUAGUGAGAAUGACAAUGACAAUGAGUUUGAAACAAAGGAUCUAAAUCAGGGAAGCGAUAUUUCUAAACCAAUUCCGAUUAUUUCAAAGAUUAAUGACACUGAAAACAAUGAGAAUACGUACAGAUCUGAAAAUAGAUCUCACUUAGCCGUAACGGAUUCUGGCUUAUCUUUUUCUGACACGUCAUUAAAAACUAAUGAAAAAGAAGCGGAGAAUAGUUUGAACAUAUUGCAGAAUGAAAAGAAGUUUAUUUCACGAUCAAAUCCCAUGAUCUGCACUAUUGGUAGAUCUGAUACUUUUUGCAAAGAAGAUCAAAAAAUAAAUGAUGAUAUACAGGAAGACGUUUUCGAGAAUUCAUUCUGUAGUUCAUUGAAUGACAUUUUUAUACAAUCAUUGGAAGAAAUACGAGAGUCUGCAGUAAACAUUACACUAAAAAUUGAUGACUUAAAAAAGCAAGCAUCCAAACAAACACAGCAAUCGUAUCCAAAUAGUCUUCUUAAUUUUAAUCGCACGUCAACAAUAACCAAGAAAGGGCCCACCAAAAUUCGCAGAUCGUUGACAACAUUUUCUGGAACAUCAGUAUCUUCUAAAACGCAUGUAGUGGAAAAGGAGGAUACUUUACCGGACAGACGUAAAAGUACUGGUGGAGCGUGCAGUAUAACUCCUAAGAAAUUAUCCACAAAACUGGAUUCUUCGGUUUCAAAGUUAGAUGGAUUAUAUAACAAGAUGUCACCAAGUUUGAUCCCGAAAAAUCCGAAAUACGCUCAUGUGAAAAGCACUAUACCAAAGCCAACCUUCAUAACUAAGAAAAAGCCAUAAUAAUUAUACAAUAAAAUUGCCAGAAUAAUGUAUAAAAUUUUGAUAAUUUUUACCAUAAUAAUGUAUAAAUUUUUUUGAUAAUUACUCUUGCUAGUUAGACUUAUCACAGACUCUAAAAUAUUUUAUUUAAAAAAAAACUGCUUGAUUAAUAUAGUUAAUGUUUUUGCUACAUAUAAAUGUUUUUAUAAAUUACACGAAUUUAUCAUAUUUAAAUUUCUUAUAAAUAUAUAAUACUAAUUUAUAAACAAAAUCGUUGAGCAUAGAUAUAGUUAUUUAUACGUGAUACAUCAGUGAGAUACGCUCAGAAAUAUUAUAUUGCUUUCCUUCAUUUAUCGAAAAAAAUAUCUUGUAUACUCUAAACAUUUAAAUAUAACGUCAUCAUAAAUCAACGCAAUAAAGAUUAUUAAUCUGA
Molecule: messenger RNA, 1465 nt
Organism: Cataglyphis hispanica
Lineage: Eukaryota; Metazoa; Arthropoda; Insecta; Hymenoptera; Formicidae
Exons: 5
Coding region: 70-1053 (327 amino acids)
Source: RefSeq, a predicted model, not a curated record